Molecule: messenger RNA, 3272 nt
Organism: Stylophora pistillata
Lineage: Eukaryota; Metazoa; Cnidaria; Anthozoa; Scleractinia; Pocilloporidae
Biological process (GO): proteolysis
Molecular function (GO): cysteine-type peptidase activity
Source: RefSeq, a predicted model, not a curated record
AAGCUGGUGGGGAAGUAUUUGAUAUCUUGACGGGUCUUCAGUCUGCCACAAAUGAUCAGAUAGAAGAGAUUUUCCAAAUACUGGAGACAGCCGGCGCACAAAAUAUCCGCAAAUGGGCAAGUGUGGAAGUCCUCAAAAGUGCAUUGACACAUUUCAUGGCUCGCUUGUUUCUAGAAAAAGCUAAAUCUGACAAGGAUUUCCUUAAAAAGUUCGUUCACGAGUGUCUCCCACCAGAAUGCAGAGACUUUCCUAAAGUCCCUCCCGCAGCCUGGGGCUUGCCAGGAGUCCUGUUAUUUGGCGCUGGAGCGAUCAGCCCAUUUGCGUUGGUGACAAUGCCUGUUGCUCUUUACACAAGUUACAGAGCAAGCGAAAGUAUUUAUUCAUCAGCGGGGUCAUCCAUCAGACAGGCUACGAAAGAAGACGUUAGAGAAGUGCAAAGAAAAGCCGAGCCCGAGUUAGUAAAAAAUGAUGAAACCAACCGAGUAAGACAGAGAGAGUUUACACCUCGCAUAUUCAAUGUGAAAGAAGCUUCAGAUAUCUUACAUGGAUACAUCGAUGAAGAAGAACUCUCUAAAGAAAGGAGCCAAGAAUUAUUACGAAGCAUCGAGCCCUACAUUUACGGUGGAACGCCCAUGUACGAAGCAAUUACCAGGGCGACAGAAUGUUUUGAGAAAAACGCGUUUAAAUUUUCAAGUCACAAAAAGCUGCUGUUUGUCUUGUCAGACGGGAAGCCUGCAGAUGGAAAAGCGGAUGAUUGGACAAGAAUAGAGAGAGCCGUCAGAAGAUUAAACAACGCCGGUGUGACCGUGGUGAGCUGCUUUGUUACUACAUCCACAAGGAUUGAUCCUAGACGAUUGUACAGCGAGAAGAGAGAUGACUGGGAACUGGCAGCUAAGUUCCUUUUCUCACUGAGCUCAACAUUGCCCACGCAGUCGAUACCACGCUCCAUGUUUGUCAAACGCGAAUGGUCUAUUGAGACCACGAACAACGAAACAUGCUUGUUCCUGCACGUCAAUCAUCCCGACCAUCUACGAGAGGCUUGCCAGCUGGCUCGAGAAGUCGUCUGUUCUCAAGAGGCGUUAUCUGAUUUGCUUGCAGACGUCGACCUCGAUGUCUACAUAAACCAGUCCGUGAGUGACUACGAAGCACAAGAAAAGCAAGAAGGACACACCUGCUAUGCACAUGCAUCUGCUACAGUGCUUCAUUUGGCCAUGACCAGAAUUCAUGGUCGCGAAGGCGGUAUUCCAACUUUCAAAGAAUUGAAAGAUGAAAUGAUCGGUGAGUUUGGAAAAGAAGCGACCAGUAUCAACAAAGUGUUAAUGGCAAUGUGCAAAAAGUACCGUUUACGUUACAAGCAAGUUGACCUCUGCGGUGCCAUGGAAGCGGUCGCUUCAAGCCGACCAGUUGUUGCUACAUUUAAGCUUACCCACGAUGAGUGGGGAAAGUUUAAAGAGUUUUUCGAAACUAAUGGAAAAGGUGUUUUGACAAAGAAAGAGAUCGAUAUGUCAGCCCGUCUUCCAAAUAUCCCAAGAAGGUUUGGCCAUGCAGUAGUUCUAACCAGUUUCAACAGCGAAUAUUUGCGACUGCUGAAUUCCUGGGGACACGACUGGGGAGACUACGGCUUUUUCCAAGUACAGAACGCAGAAGUCCUUGGAUUCAAAUUUAUUGAUGUUUACUGGGAAGUAGACGACCUAAACAAAGAGGAAAAAAACUCUUUCCAGGAACUUGGGUCCAAACGUGCCAAAUGGCUAAUGGAAACUUUGCCGAGUCUUCAGCGAGAUGAUAACACCGUGACGUGUCCCAGUUGCCGGAAGGAUUCACCGGUCAAGGAUUUUACUGGAAAUUUGCUGCGAGCAAAGUGCCCCAAAUGCAAAGGAAGAUUUCAUGUAAAAGAUGCUCCCAAAGGAAACAUUUUGGUUCUUAAUAUAUAUCUUACUUCUUUAAUUUCAAGUAAAUAAGUUUAUAGUCUGUAUGUAUAUCACACUGAUUCAAGAAUAAUUAGCCCUUUUUACUCGAGGAGAAGAUGAUUUUCACCGGGACACAGCAAUGUUUAUUUAGGUAACGAAUCGAAAGUAUCCAACAUCUUUGUUGAAGGAAUGAAGGAAUCAGGUCUUCACUUCGAAUUUCGCGGAAUUUUAUGAAUGGUUGUGACUGUCUUUCAAUAGCUAUGCAUUAAUAACUUCUUGAAGACUAAAAAAUAAUAAACAGACUAAAGGGCAUAUGUGUUAGGGGAAUUAGAAAACGAGCUUUAUUUUUGCAGAGUGACGUGCUCAAGGAUGCUUUACCAAACGAUGAAGACAUUUUGUAAUUAAAAAAAUGCUAGAUUUUUCUUCGAUCUAGGACGAAUUUCAAUAGCGCCAAUUCUUGGGAGAAUCUUGAUACAUUAACAACUUCUUCCAGACUAAAAAUGCCAAAUAGACUAAAAUGCAUAGAUAAAUGAGAAAACGAGGUAAAUUUCUGGAUAGUCAGAUAAUUUACGACGCUCUGACAAACGAUGAAGUUGUCUUGUAUUGAGAAAAAUGCUAAUUUUGCGACGAUCUGUACAAAAUUUCAAUUGUGCCAGUUCUUGCGAGAAAGGAAGUUAGCUUGAACACGUAAGACAACAUAAAAUUUCAGUUUCUUGUUACUAUGAAGUGUUACAUUCUCGAUGAUACUCUCAUCUAAAAUUCACCAUCAAAGAUUUACACUGAGGUUAGUUUUCGCAGAAAAAGAUAACCAAGGACGGUUCACAAACAAUGCAGAUACUUUCCCUAGUUUUCAAAAGCAUGUAACAAUCACUGGGAUUUACUUGACAAAACUUGUGAAAAAAGAUCAAUGGAUAGAAUUUGUUGAAGGAAGCUUUGUUGAACGCGGCUACUAAUUUUAGGAUUUCCUAUGGAAUUUUGUAUCAAUCUGAACAAAAUUUUACUUGCACCAGUCCCAGUGAGAAGAUAAGUUAGCUUGGAAAUGUAAACAGGAUGUCAUCACAAUUUUAUGUGACAAUGACAUAAUACAUUUAUAUAAUACCCUACUUGGCUUUUCAGCAGCAGAAAAUUAGUGACAUAAGAUUUUCCAGGAGUUUUUUUGCCCUGCUUUUUACUAGGAAUACGCAUUGUCAAAUGCAUUAUCCAUUUCAAGUUGUACAUGCGUAGUAAACUGAUAAAUGCCUGGAACUGAGACAUACUGGAGAACAGGCUGACUCUGCUGAUGGGAUUACUUAUUUGUUAACUAUCUGCUUAAAGCUUAGUGAUAACGUUGAUACUUAAAUAAAAUUAUUCACGUUUUUUGAGUAA